UUGUUGGUAUGCGAUUGCGCAGCAGUCAGCUGUUUGAGACAGUCAGUGUUAACGCAUUCUCGUAGUGCAGUGGCAUGCUGACGAAUCAAAUCAUCCCUUAGCUCGGUGCGCUUUAACGAAAACAUUAUUCCGAUUUGACGGUAGUUUUUUUGUGACUUUUUAAGAAAUUUAACAAUAGUGAGUGUUAGGUAAAGCUUGAGUGGCUGACAGCGGUUCUUCUGAGCGGCGAGGCCCCUAAUUUUGCACUUGCCUGUCUGAAUAACUAUUGCAAUCCUAAUCCGAGAAAUGAGAAUGUCGCUGGUGAAACUGAUGGCCGACGUGAUGUGGACCUUGUUCCUGAUCUCAGCAGUGGCCAACGUCGCGCAACCGCAAUCGAGCCCGGUGAUCAUGGCCAACUCCGUCGUUCCGCCACAGAAUCCGUCGGUGUGGGAUUCCUUGGCCAUUCUCCAAGGAAAGCGCCACCUAACCACGGUCGACACCAUCGAUCUCCUGCGCAGCGGCCGACCCGACGUCGACUACCCGAUUCUCGAUAGUAUUCCCGUGGGGAGCUUCCAGUGUGCGGAGCAUCAGCCGGGAUUUUACGCCGAUAUGGACACCCGCUGCCAAGUGAUUCGGCGGUGCGAUACGAAUAGCCAACUGUGGAGCUACCUGUGUCCCAAUAUGACGGUGUUCAACCAGAUCAGUCUGGUGUGUGAUUGGUGGUUCAACGUGGACUGCAGGCAGUCCAUCCAUUUCUACGACUACAGUAAUUCCCGGCUGUACCGCGGCCAGGACGUGGUGCUGCUGGAUAAUCAGGACAUCAUCGAGAUCGCGCAGAUGGUGGAGGACGAUCUGGACAUGCCCAGAAAAACUACCAAGGCCCCGCAGCGCCGUAUGGCCACCACCACCGCAAGAAAACGCUAGACUACAUCUUGCACCAAAGCGUCAAUCACAUUGUGUCCGUUGGGCUUCCUAAUUCGCACUCGUGAUCGGCUGUGCAGUGUGCGUGUCGGGCUAAUUCUUAUUUUUAAGUCAAUCAUGUCCCUGAAGCUGGCUGUAAAGCGGUACUAACUUACAGUAUGUAACUGGUAUGUGUGUCCAGUUUGCCAUC
Messenger RNA from Paramacrobiotus metropolitanus, 1090 nucleotides. RefSeq lists its product as uncharacterized. Gene Ontology annotation, molecular function: chitin binding. The transcript is spliced from 4 exons. NCBI's taxonomy places the organism in Eukaryota, Metazoa, Tardigrada, Eutardigrada, Parachela, Macrobiotidae. The record is from RefSeq and is a predicted model, not a curated record. Gene Ontology annotation, cellular component: extracellular region. Bases 286 to 903 code for a protein of 205 amino acids.